Ilex paraguariensis (yerba mate) is the source of this 831-nucleotide messenger RNA. Lineage: Eukaryota; Viridiplantae; Streptophyta; Magnoliopsida; Aquifoliales; Aquifoliaceae. The record is from the annotation of a GenBank genome assembly.
AUGACCAAUACAUGGUGGGAUUCUGAGGAAAUUCAACAACUACCUGAGUGCAUGAAGAUUUGCUUCCAGGCUCUAUAUGAUACCACCAAUGAAAUAGCUUUUGAAAUUCAGAGAGUUAAGGGUGGGAAAUCAGUGUUACCCCAUUUACGAAAAGCGUGGGAAAAUUUUUGUAAAGCAUUAUUAGUUGAAGCAAAGUGGUAUAACCAAGGCUAUACACCAUCACUCCAAGAGUAUCUCGAUAACGGGUGGAUAUCAUCCGGUGGCUCUGUGCUUUCUAUUCAUGUUCUUUUUGGUGUUGCACAUGAAAUAACAGACAAAGUUUUGAAUUUUCUGAAGAAUGGUGAAGAUCUUGUGUAUCAUAUUUCAAUAAUAAUUCGACUUACCAAUGACCAGGGAACUUCAGCAGCAGAACUAGAGAGAGGUGAUGCUCCUUCCUCAAUCUUAUGUUACAUGCGAGAAGCAAAUGUUUCUGAGGAGGUUGCGCGGGAGCACAUUAGAAGCAUAAUAACGAAGACAUGGAAAAGCAUUAACAACCAAUGCAUCGCGAAAUCUCUAUCUCUUGUACCAUUUGCCAAAUAUAUAACAAACAUUGCACGAGUCUCACAUUUCAUAUACCAAAAUGGGGAUGGGUAUGGUGUUCAAGACCAUGAGACUCGAGAUCAAGUCGUGUCUUUGUUGAUUGAACCGCUUGCACUCGACUAAACUAGAGUUGAUGUGAUGCUAGCUUUGGUGGUUGUUAUGAAAAAAAAGUUUGAAAGGUUUUGUUUAGUCAAAUCUAGUCUAGUUAAAUAAAUGUUUGUAUUGUUAGAGCUAAAUAUUGUAGUAAUCUGC